This is a messenger RNA of Odobenus rosmarus divergens (Pacific walrus), 4069 nucleotides long. RefSeq names its product AE binding protein 2 (gene AEBP2). The transcript is spliced from 9 exons. The record is from RefSeq and is a predicted model, not a curated record. Bases 1 to 1542 code for a protein of 513 amino acids. Gene Ontology annotation, cellular component: ESC/E(Z) complex. NCBI's taxonomy places the organism in Eukaryota, Metazoa, Chordata, Mammalia, Carnivora, Odobenidae. Gene Ontology annotation, biological process: regulation of transcription by RNA polymerase II.
AUGGCCGCCGCUAUCACCGACAUGGCCGACCUGGAGGAGCUCUCUCGCCUGAGCCCUCUGCCCCCCGGCAGCCCUGGCCCGGCGGCGCGGGGCCGGGCUGAGCCCCCCGAGGAGGAGGAGGAAGAAGAGGAGGAGGAAGAGGAGGCCGAGGCCGAGGCGGUGGCAGCGCUGCUGCUGAACGGCGGCGGCGGUGGGGGCGGCGGCGGCGGAGUGGGGGGCGGCGAGGCGGAGACGAUGUCGGAGCCGAGCCCCGAGAGCGCCAGCCAGGCCGGGGAGGACGAAGACGAAGAAGAGGACGAGGAGGAGGAGGACGAGAGCAGCAGCAGCGGCGGAGGCGAGGAGGAGAGUAGCGCCGAGAGCCUGGUGGGCAGCAGCGGCGGGAGCAGCAGCGACGAGACGCGCUCGCUGAGCCCCGGCGCCGCCAGCAGCAGCAGCGGGGAUGGGGACGGCAAGGAGGGCCUGGAGGAACCCAAGGGACCGCGGGGCAGUCAGGGCGGCGGCGGGGGCGGCAGCAGUAGCAGCAGCGUCGUCUCUAGUGGCGGCGACGAGGGCUACGGGACCGGGGGAGGCGGAAGCAGCGCGACCUCCGGGGGCCGGCGAGGCAGCUUGGAGAUGUCGUCGGAUGGGGAACCCCUGAGCCGCAUGGACUCGGAGGACAGCAUAAGCAGUACUAUAAUGGAUGUAGACAGCACAAUUUCCAGUGGGCGUUCAACUCCAGCAAUGAUGAAUGGACAAGGAAGCACUACUUCUUCAAGCAAAAAUAUUGCCUAUAAUUGUUGUUGGGACCAGUGCCAGGCUUGCUUCAACUCUAGUCCAGAUCUGGCAGAUCACAUCCGUUCCAUACAUGUAGAUGGUCAGCGAGGAGGGGUAUUUGUUUGCUUAUGGAAAGGUUGCAAAGUGUAUAACACUCCAUCAACCAGUCAGAGUUGGUUACAGAGGCAUAUGCUGACACACAGUGGAGACAAACCUUUCAAGUGUGUUGUUGGUGGCUGCAACGCCAGCUUUGCUUCUCAGGGAGGGCUAGCUCGCCAUGUGCCCACACACUUCAGUCAGCAGAACUCCUCAAAGGUUUCUAGCCAGCCAAAGGCCAAAGAAGAAUCUCCUUCUAAAGCUGGGAUGAACAAAAGGAGAAAAUUAAAGAACAAAAGACGACGCUCAUUACCACGACCACAUGAUUUCUUCGAUGCACAAACACUGGAUGCGAUAAGACAUCGAGCCAUAUGCUUUAACCUCUCAGCUCAUAUAGAAAGUUUAGGGAAGGGACACAGUGUUGUUUUUCAUAGUACUGUAAUAGCUAAGAGAAAAGAGGAUUCUGGAAAGAUAAAACUUUUGCUUCAUUGGAUGCCUGAAGACAUUCUGCCUGACGUGUGGGUGAAUGAAAGUGAACGACAUCAAUUAAAAACUAAAGUAGUUCAUUUAUCAAAGCUACCCAAAGAUACUGCCUUGCUUUUGGAUCCAAACAUAUACAGAACAAUGCCGCAGAAGAGGUUGAAGAGAACUCUGAUAAGAAAAGUGUUCAAUUUGUAUUUAAGCAAACAGUGAACGACAUUUGCAAUCAACUAAAAAUUCGUCUAUCGAAUUAGGGCUGAAAAUUUCUGUUAAAGAGUGUUGCAGUAUGUCUGGUGGCUCCCUUUUCAGGACUAGGGUUUUCUCAUGGAGUACAGUAUGUUAAUAUUUACCUAUAUAACUAAUCUGUUAACGGUUUUUGAAAAACCUCUAUUUCAAAUUAUUUGAAUAAUCCUCAUAUUUUCAUUUUAACCUAUAUAAGCCUCUAAUUUUUUUUUUUUCUGAGGAAAGCAUUUGGUUUAUGAGUUGUUUUUUCUUAACAUAAGAAAAAUUGUAUUCUUUUUUUUUUUUUUUUUUUAAGCUUUUUCAAACUGAAUCCUUUAUGCACCAAAGUUGGUUUUGAAAAGGAAAAUAAAAUCACUUUCUUGCUUGGUAAGCAAGAAGCCAUAUGGAUUUUUUUUUUAACUUACAGAAAUGGAAAUAUGUGUAACUUGUUAGUAUUGUAUCAAACAAAUGUUGCAUAGAGAUAAUAGAACAUUGCUUGUAAAUAAUUCAGCAGAUUUGUAAUAUAUUUUUAUAUUAUGAAAUGUACUGUAGAUGUUUUUCUAGAGGCAUGAAAGUUAAAUGUAUAUAUUAUGGGUAGAAAUAAUAUUGAAGGAUAUUGUAAUUCACUAGUGCUGCCAGAGGAAUUGUUAAUAAAGCACCUUCUUUAACAAUAAAUGUCUUUGCAGACUUAAGGGACUAUGUACUACUGUUAAUAUCUAUAAGAACAAAACACAUUGAACAUCCUUCCAGAAAGUCUUUGAGGGAGGACCUAUACCCAUAAUAGAAUUAUGGCACUCAUUUCUGACAGUGACCGUGAAAUCAAUUAUUUCCUUACUGUUGGAAGGACAUAUUGUAAAGUAUAUGUGGUUAUAUGCAGUCAAACUGCAGAAAAUACUCCUGAUUGAGGAGUUUUCACUUUACUACAGUGAUAGAAAAACCAGCAAUUUUUACACUAAAUUUUUUAAAGAAAAGAAUAGACAAAAAUAUAGAAUUAAGCCUUUGGUUCCAAAAUGGGAAAGGUUCCAUGAUACAUAAAUCAUUUCUCAUUUACUUUAAAAAAUUUUAAAAAGAAUAAUUAUGGGAGACUUUAUUCGUUAACAGUGGGGUUAAAGAGCUAUAUACAUGAAAUGAGUCAUAAAAUUAAAUGAAGUGCAAAUAAAAGCACUGCUACUAGAAGACAUUCUGGAAUGGUUGUUUAAUAAGGGUAUUAUCCAUUUGAUCUGUAGCAAAUGUGAUUUUAUUUUUGAAAAGAGAAAAGCAGUGUGUUUUACUUUUUUUUUGUUUUCUUUUGCUUAAGCACUUCAUCAAUUGCUUUAUUCUGUAUCUACGAAGUAAUCUGCAAUCUCCUUUGUUCUUUUAAAAUUUUGAUUUGUUAUAAAAUUGCCAAAUAGAAGUGUUUCAGAUAUAUAGUUUGUACCUGUAUUUUUUAUUUUAUUGCCUCAUGUUCUUGUAAGUCAUUCUUAAUUGACCGAUGAUUGUAGACCUUGCCUGAGUAUUUUUUCUAAUAAAACAAAGCAAAUCACAUUUAGCUUCAGAAUUGUAACAAUUCAAUUAAAUUUUAAAACGACAUCUGAAAUACACAUCUCAUAUUUUCUUUAAGGGCACAGCAAAUAAAUUAGUUUUUUCAUUGUUUGGAAAUAUUUAGAUGUCAGAAUCAAAUUUCAUGGUUAUUGAUUAGCUAGCCUCUGAGUACUCAAUCAGUCAUGGUACUUUGCUGCUUAUCUGACUUUGGUCUGAUACUAUAUAUUAACACACCAAAAAGAAUAUGGAAUUAAAAUGAAAUAGUUUUAUAACUUGUAUAUAUACAUGUAUACACACAUGCAAUUAAGAUUGGGAAAUAAGUGUGAAAAUUUUAACCAAAAAUAGUUCAUUUAGUGAUGUUUACCAUUUAUAUUCUUCCUUCUUAACCCCCAUAUAUGACAUAUUUGGAAUAUGGCACCUGAAAUUAUUAGUCUCUUAUUCAGAAUCCAUUGUAUAGUUCAGCAGCAGGCAAACUGCAGCCCACAGGCGUAUCCAUUCAUGUCCGUGUUGUCUGUGACUGCUUUCUCCCUGUAGUGGCAGAGUUGAGUAGUGAGAACGUAAGGCCUGCAAACCCAAAAUACUUAAUCUCUGACCUUUUAAGGAAAAAUUUGCCAGUUCCCGGUAUAGUCGAUAAAAUUUUUGAAAAAUAAACCUAGGCCACACAAAUUAAUCUACAUUUUAAUCUUAUAGUACUAAUUUGGUAAUAAGCCAGUACAGUAAAUUUCAGUGAAAGUCAUUUAUACUUUUCAGUAAAUAUUGCUAUAUUAGGUACCUGCAACAAAUGGUGUUUUUAAAAAAAUUUUACAUUGAAUUUCUUAAUAGUUACCAACAUUUCACCAUUUGCGUUUUUGUAUCCUUAGGACUAAAUGAGAUUUUGUAAAUCAGAUUAUGUUUAAAUCAUAAGGCACAUCUCCUCUAUAUAAAAGAAUUUUGGAAGUGGAAAAUAUUGUAAAAUUUAAAGUUGUUUAUUUUUCUAAUAAACUUUUUCCUAUAUAAA